Molecule: messenger RNA, 1300 nt
Organism: Theobroma cacao (cacao)
Lineage: Eukaryota; Viridiplantae; Streptophyta; Magnoliopsida; Malvales; Malvaceae
Source: RefSeq, a predicted model, not a curated record
GUGGCGGGGCCUUGACGGCAUUCUUUACUUGUGUCUUGACCAUAGAUGGGAAAAGAUGUGGUACUAUAUAGAACCAACACAUUGAUAUGUAUGAUGAGAUGAUCUAGGUAAGCAGCAUUCCAAAAUGGGGAGGCAGUUUCUCAAAUUCUUGGUGUUGAGUGUAAUCCUUUUGGUUCGAUUCCAAGGGCAGGAAGGUUGUCUGGAAGAGGAGAAGAAGGCGCUGUUAGAAUUGAAGGCAUUCGUUAAGUCAGAUGGUUAUGAUGCAGAUCUUCUGCUUCCGUCGUGGGUUGGUGACACACACAGUAACUGUUGUAAUUGGGACAGAGUCACCUGCAACUCUUCCACUGGACACGUGAUCGAGCUCUCCCUCAGCAAUACAAGGCAAAUCGAUACGGAUAUUGAGAGCAUGUUCGAUUACUCCGAAAAUGAAUGGUAUUUUAACAUCUCCUUGUUGCAGCCUUUUAAGGAGCUAAGAAGCCUUAAUUUAUCCUACAAUAAAAUUAGUGAUUGGAUCCAGAAUCAAGGUGUUGGAAGCUUGUUAAGACUAGAACAGCUAGAGGUGUUGGAUCUUUCUGGUAACUAUUUUAGCAAUAGCGUCCUGCAAUCCUUGAGAACACUCACAUCCCUCAAGAAUCUGAUAAUCCAUUUCAAUUCGUUCAUCGGAUCAUUCCCCUCCCAAGAAUUGUCUGUUUUUGAAAACUUGGAGGAACUGGAUUUAAGUUUCAAUGGACUAUCUGAUCCCAAAAGUUUCCCUGAGCUAAGAAAGCUCAAAUACUUGGAUCUGAGCAUAAACGUCUUCAGUAAACAUGUGAUGAGGCUUUUGGCCAGACUUCCGUCCCUCAAGUAUCUUGACCUAACUGACAAUUCUUUAAGGGGUGGCCUUACUCGCCAAGAAGAGCAACACUAGCACUGGAGUCAAUAUCAUCAUCAAAUUCAGAAAUUUGGCUCACUUGGGAUUGGCUACUGUCACCAACUUUCUCAAGAGGAGGUUGUAUAUUUUUUUGGUAUUCAAUAAACAACUCUUCCAUUGUUUUUUUCAAACUCACGUAAAUCGAUGAAGCCUGCUCAUUUGAAUACAUUUUUCUCAAAUAAAACUCCACAAAUACAAGUUUUUUCCUUGGAUCAAGAAUAGAGGCAACAUAAAGCAGCUUAUUCAUUUUUUCUAUAUUUCCCCAAUACUUAUCAAAUUUCUCUUGCAUUUUCUUUGCCAUUGUUUGCAACUCAACAUCAGGAUAUCUUUGUCUAUCUCUCAAAAUGCAAUCUAUACCACAAAUAUCAUCAAGAAAAGUAUUAACAGUGG